Molecule: messenger RNA, 323 nt
Organism: Myotis lucifugus (little brown bat)
Lineage: Eukaryota; Metazoa; Chordata; Mammalia; Chiroptera; Vespertilionidae
Product: protein ripply2
Biological process (GO): embryonic pattern specification; negative regulation of transcription by RNA polymerase II
Cellular component (GO): nucleus
Source: RefSeq, a predicted model, not a curated record
GGCUCAUGUCUCUCUGCGCGUCUUUGCUCCCCACUCGCAGAUCCGGAGGCUUCUGGAGACCGUGGGUUGACGCACGAGGAAAGCAGGAGGAGGAGGCCCCGCACCACGCCGAGGAGGUGAUGCCCGGGAUGACCGAAGCCGCUGGAAAGCUUUCGCGAUACAGGCACCCAGUCAGACUAUUUUGGCCAAAAUCAAAGUGUUAUGAUUACUUAUAUCAAGAAGCAGAAGCUCUUCUGAAAACUUUUCCAAUUCAAGCCACAAUUUCAUUUUAUGAAGAUUCUGAUAGUGAAGAUGAAAUUGAGGAACUGGUCUGUGAAAAUUAA